This is a messenger RNA of Botrytis deweyae, 942 nucleotides long. RefSeq lists its product as uncharacterized. The transcript has 5 exons. The record is from RefSeq and is a predicted model, not a curated record. Gene Ontology annotation, molecular function: ATP:ADP antiporter activity. Lineage: Eukaryota; Fungi; Ascomycota; Leotiomycetes; Helotiales; Sclerotiniaceae. Gene Ontology annotation, biological process: mitochondrial ADP transmembrane transport; mitochondrial ATP transmembrane transport. Gene Ontology annotation, cellular component: mitochondrial inner membrane. The coding region runs from base 1 to 942 and encodes 313 amino acids.
AUGAGCAACUUACCACCAAAGAAGGAGUCCGUCAUGGGCGUUCCACCUUUCAUCAUUGACUUCUUGAUGGGUGGUGUCUCCGCUGCCGUCUCCAAGACCGCCGCUGCUCCCAUCGAGCGUGUCAAGCUCUUGAUCCAAAACCAGGAUGAGAUGUUGAAGACUGGUCGUCUCGACCGUAAAUACGAUGGUAUCGUUGAGUGCUUCAAACGUACCACCGCACAAGAAGGUGUUGCCUCCUUAUGGAGAGGUAACACUGCCAACGUUAUCCGUUAUUUCCCUACACAAGCCUUGAACUUCGCUUUCCGUGAUACCUACAAGUCGAUGUUCAACUUCAAGAAGGACCGUGAUGGAUAUGCUAAGUGGAUGGCCGGUAACUUGGCUUCCGGUGGUGCUGCUGGUGCCACUUCCCUCCUCUUCGUCUACUCCCUCGAUUACGCCCGUACCCGUCUUGCCAACGACAACAAGAACGCCAAGACCGGUGGUGACCGUCAAUUCAACGGUUUGGUCGAUGUUUACAAGAAGACCCUCGCUUCCGAUGGUAUUGCCGGUCUCUACCGUGGUUUCGGUCCUUCCGUUGCUGGUAUCGUCGUUUACCGUGGUCUUUACUUCGGUAUGUACGAUUCCAUCAAGCCAGUCCUCCUCGUUGGACCUCUUGAGGGUAACUUCCUUGCAUCCUUCUUGCUCGGAUGGACUGUCACCACUGGUGCCGGUAUCGCUUCUUACCCAUUGGACACCAUCCGUCGUCGUAUGAUGAUGACUUCUGGUGAGGCCGUUAAGUACAAGUCUUCCUUGGAUGCUGGUCGUCAAAUCGUUGCCAAGGAGGGAGUUAAGUCUCUCUUCAAGGGUGCUGGUGCCAACAUUCUCCGUGGUGUUGCAGGUGCUGGUGUCUUGUCCAUCUACGAUCAAAUGCAAGUCUUGAUGUUCGGAAAGGCAUUCAAGUAA